GGGGCUUGGGCGGACUUUGUAGGACACCCACCGGUGACCUGCUGGAGUUGGAGAUUUGACCCAGUUGCACCUGAAAACGCUUUCCUGGGAUAUAUUUUUAUUCUUUUUGUUCGCCCCAUUUUUCACCGGGAAGAAUUGCUUGCAUUUGUCUGAAGCUGUGACUUUCGAGAGGGCUCCCGCACGUCUGGGUCCGAUUUUGGCUGCUGAGUCAGGAAUGUUUGAUUAUGUCCAAAUGUGUGAAUCGCUGAGGAGAGAGUGCCUGAUCAGCCUCUAGGAGCUGUUUGAUUGCCUCAGUCUGGUGGUGUCUGGGUACCUGACAGCCAUGAACGCUGAUGAGAAGGUUCCUCCUGCCUCCCAAAGAACGUCACCUCUGACAAGAAGCAGCAGCAAUGCAUCUUCCAAACCUACUAGUGUGCACCAGAACUCUGAGAACUGGGAAGUAAUGGAGGAACCACUGGGAGAUAGCCAUGCUUCUCUGGAUCUCGAGAGGCAGGAAGGAUACUUGCUGAAGAAGAGGAAAUGGCCUUUGAAAGGCUGGCAUAAGCGAUACUUUAUCUUGGAAAAGGGAAUUCUCAAGUAUGCCAAAACUCAACAAGAUAUCUUGAGAGGAAAACUUCACGGUUCCAUCAACAUUGGCCUCUCUGUAAUGUCCAUUAACAAGAAAUCCAAGCGCAUUGACUUGGAUGCAGAAGAGAACCUUUAUCACCUGAAGGUGAAAUCUCAGGAAGUCUUCACCACUUGGGUAUCUAAGCUUUGCUAUCAUCGAUUGUUUCAGAAAGGAGACCACGUGAAAGUCCCGUAUGGAGCAAAUGGAUACAGUCUUCCCAUCUCUCCAACUACAACCAACGUGGCACAGAAGAGCGACUCCCUCAGAGAGUUUGAAGGCAAUGGUCACCUUCCUUCCGCAUCAGCGAGUGGACCGACUGUGACGGCAGAGUGGUUGCAGCACUCUGACGAAUGGGAUCACUGUGGUGAAGAUCUCAGCCAGUGUCAGUUGAACCUGUCGGAACUGAACAAACUCCUGCAGAAGUUGGAGGUGGUGGACAGGGUUCACUCGGCACCGGUCAUUUGUGAUGCUCAGGGUUUCCUUGCAGACAAAUCAAAGAAGGAAAAACGUUCCUCCAAAAUAUGGUGUACCCAAAGCUUGGCCAAGGAUGAGACUAAGGCCUCCUGUGAUGGCAUGCGUUCUGCAAAGCUACACGUUUCCACUCCCAGCCUGCCGGACUGCCUGGACAUGAAGAGUGCUUCUGCACCCCUCACUAUAAAGGAGGAGUAUUUGCAGCUACAGCAGGAUUUCUGUUCCAUAUCACAGAAAGUCUUCUUGAAUUUGAAGUCUCUCUUCAACACGCUGGCAAUAGAGAAGGAAAGGCUCAAACAGAUGUGGGUUGAGAAAGAACAGGAUUCCAGUGCACCAACGGUCCAGACUGCAAAUCUGAAGAAUGCCUUGUCUGAGGUAAUGUCCCAGAAUGCUGAUCUCCGGAACCGUCUGCACCGAAUCCAGUGUCUCGCCAGCUUUGCCGAUAUUGUGACUAAUCCAUCGACUCCUGUCAAAGUCGAGGAGCAUCUUCAGACAACACACAACGUAUCACUGACCAACCAGUUAUCCUUGGAGAGCAACAUCUCACUGUCAGAGUCACACGUUGAGUACUUCGAUGCUGAAGAUGUGUUGUUGUCUGCCUGCUCUUCCUACAAUGAGAUGUCAGACGACGAUGACUCCACAACCAGUGAAAUCACCAACAGCAACUCUGAGGAGAAUCUGGACCAUGUGGAUACAGCAAUGCAGGAGCUGACAGUUGAGGAGGUUCCAAGUUGCGCUUCUGUUAACACUGUUCAAAGGAGGACAUCCCUCCCUGCUCCUGGCCCAAAUCUGGGCAAUGUCAGCCUUUGGAACAUCCUGAAGAACAAUAUUGGAAAAGACCUGUCGAAGGUCUCCAUGCCGGUCCAGCUGAACGAGCCACUAAACACGCUGCAGCGACUCUGCGAGGAGUUGGAGUUCACAGAGUUGCUAGACACGGCGAGCAGGACUGCCAAUCCAUUUGAACGCAUGGUUUACAUUGCUGCCUUUGCUGUGUCGGGCUAUGCCUCCACUUAUUACAGAGCACGGUGCAAGCCAUUUAACCCCGUUCUUGGCGAGACAUAUGAAUGUAUACGGGAAGACCAGGGCUUUCGGUUUAUUGGAGAGCAGGUCAGUCAUCAUCCACCAGUCUCGGUCUGCCAUGCUGAAUCGGAAAACUUCGUCUUCUGGCAAGAUGUGAGGUGGAAGAACAAGUUCUGGGGCAAGUCCCUCGAGAUAGUCCCCGUCGGGGUGGUAAACGUGAGUUUACCAACGUUUGGCGAUCACUACCAGUGGAACAAAGUGACUUCCUGUAUCCACAACAUCCUGAGCGGCCAGCGAUGGAUCGAACACUACGGUGAGGUGGUGAUCACCAACACCGAGAGCAGUGUCUGCCACUGCAGGCUAACCUUCUUGAAGACCAAGUACUGGAGUUCAAAUGUAAAUGAGGUGCAAGGCUCGGUGCUGGAUCAGAAUGGGAGGAUUGUCCAUCAGCUGUCUGGCAAAUGGCACGAGGGAGUUUACUGUGGUGGCCCACAAACUGCUAAAUGCAUUUGGAAACCAAAAACCAUUCCUAGUGACCAUGAAAGUUAUUACGGCUUCACCACAUUCGCUCGGGAACUCAACGAGCUGACCCUUGACCUUAAACAUGUCCUGCCCUUGACUGACACACGACUGAGGCCAGACCAAAGAUAUCUUGAGGAGGGUAAUGUGGACGCAGCAGAGGUUCAUAAGCAAAGAAUUGAACAGUUGCAGAGGGAGAGGAGGAGGAUCAUGGAAGAAAACAACAUGGUGUACCAGUCUCGUUUUUUUACAAAAAACAUUGAUGCCAGUGGAAAAGAGUCAUGGAUAAGCAACGGUACUUACUGGGAGUUGAGGAAAGACCCUGGAUUCUCAAAGGUGGACAACCCAGUGCUGUGGUGAGGGCCCAGUUGUGCGUUGGGCCAUGUGGAAAGUCUUUACACCUCCCUUAUCCCACUUAAGGUCCCACCACCUCCUGUUCCCUUCCCCCUCGCCACACCAACCCUGCUUCUCAGGUUUACCUCCUAGCAGGUGCCUUAAAUUUUAUACGAGAAGAGCACACUUGUGUCCAAAGCACAGUGUAUGUGCUGCUGAUUGUUCCUCCCUACUCUAGCGCAAGGGAGUAAGGGUGUGGGUUUCUGGCUAACUCAAAAGUGCAUUAUUUGGAAAUACACUAAGGUUGUUACACCUUCCAUAUCACCUGACAUAAAUGUAAUGUCUCCACAUCUGUUGUUCAUGGACAUCUUUGUUUGAAAGUUUCAUAGAUUAUAAGAAUAUUUUAUCAGUUUGUUUUAUGAAGAAUUUUAGUUUUCAAAGAAAGUCUAAGCUUUAUUUUAAAAGAAAAUAGUGUAUAUUUAUUGGGAGGUGAUUUUUUUCCUCAUCUUUUGAGUCACUUCACUGCUACUGAUGGUCUGACUGCUAACACAGUGGGAUUUUGUGAUUAUAAUUUGUAAUUGGCAUCCACACAGGGUAAAGAUUCCCUUUGAUACAGAGGUACUCUGAGAUAUAGAUCUCAUGAGCAAUGGUGGUCUGCAGUGAGAAGGAAUUCCUCGAGCAAUUUCCUCCCUCUCUGCUAAUUUCUUGGAACUGAUAAACCAGUUGUACGUUUGGAAUGGUUUGGAAAUCUCCAUUUUGGACAUGCCCCCUGCAGUGGACCAAUGAUGCAAUGCAGGAUUGAAACAAUGUCUAGCAGAUGUUAAAAAAGAUGCAUUCAAUCUUUUAUGUUACAGCACUGUAUGCAAUCACUUUUCAAUCAAAGAUUAUGUGUUUGUAUAGACUGAGAUAAUGCCUCACUAGAGAUGUUUCAACAGUGGUGGCAUUUCAUCCUCCAGGUUCUAUGUAUUUGCAGGUUCUCAGCAUGUUUUGAGGGGGAGCCCUUGUAUUCCUGUGAUUAAAAUGGCACUUGCCAUUUGCAAAGAUUGUUUUCAGUCUCAAGAAAACAACUGGAAAAUUCUUCAAGAAAGAUUUUUUUUUAAAAGCUCUAGGAAGAUACAGGAGUCUCUUAAAUGCCAUCUCACUAGCAAGUUGUAUUUUCUUUUCCUUGACUAGUGAGACGUCUUGGAGCUCAUUAUUAAGUUGUGGCUAACAAGACACAGCAUGUAUUGGCAAUCGAGCAGCAGUCACAGGGGCCCAUUAGAGGAGUUUAUAGAGCCAGGUGUUCAGUGGGUAUAAAUGGUCAAGAGCCAUUGGGUGUUAGCUUGAGGUGUCAAGUACUGUCAGGAUGCCCUGACUGAGCGUGGAAUGACAGUUAUUUACAUUUGUAACUUUUCAUUGCUAAAGUUUGUAGGAUGAACUGGCAAGUUUAUCACAGAGCCUGAGAUGCAUUUUGCAAUAGUAUACAUGCGUCUGUGGGUGCUGCACCACAGCAGCUGAGGGAAGUGGAACUGUGAUUAAAGUGAACCCAGUGAUGUCACUUUUUCUUGUUCCAGUGUGAGUUCUGGCAUUACUCAGCUGGAACUCUGCUGUUGUUAGUCCUGGUGUGCAGACUGCACUCGUGAAAAGCGGUCAUGCUGAACUCCAUGGGAGAGCUGACCUGUAGUCUGUUAAGGUUGAUUUAUACUUGGGUGUCAACUCGACGCCGUAGGUACGGCGUCGCCGCAAACCCUACGCGGAUCCCUACGCCAUAGCCUGACGCACACCUCUCCCAAAAUGUAGCUACGUGUCACAGCAACGCAGACCGCAACAACUGUGAUUGGUCUGUUUGGUAGCAUCACAUUUCCUCCUACGCUGCAAUAGCUUCCCGUUGGGCGACUGAAGGGCAGGGAAGGAACUCUGGCUGCAAUGCUUUCCAUAAAGCUUUACAGACCUCCGAAAUUAUGGAGGACACAUUUCGCUUUUACGAAAAAAGAUACUUGUGUUAAACUUGUUUACCCCGAGAAAGACUACUAUGACCAUGAAGCCUUGCGCGGGCAGGUGUGUGCACAUGCGCGACAUGCCCGAAUUGCAGAGCGACGCAGACACACCAACGCACAAGUAUAAAUGCUCACAGCGCGCAUAGGUCACGGCGUUGAGUUGACACACAAGUAUAAAUCAGCCUUAAGAAGUACUGGAGUGUCCUCAGCUCCCAGAACCGUAACAUUGGCAGCACUCAUCUGCUCUUGGUUGAACGACAUUGGGCUUGUGAAAAAGUUGCUGAGCAUUGCAACUCUCUCUGAUUUAACAGUGCUAGUAAUGCAUUGGAAUCACACUGGGAGCAAGCAUAUGCUUUUCAUCGUGCUUAUGGAGUGUUGACCACAAGAUUACAAUUCCCAUCUACAUUGCUGAGUAGCUGUAAGUCUUAGCUCUGUUUGAUCCAGUGAGGCAGUAACCAGAAUGGUUCGGGCUUGGGUUUGAUCACCAGUCUUUGCUGUCUUAGCUGACGUCUGCUGUGGAAGAGGUGAGAUAAGGGUUGGUUGUUGGACCUUGGAAUUGGUUCCACAAGUUGUAAAUGGAGGGAAUGGAUAACCAAUCCAUUGGCCUUUUCUUGCCUACUUACACAUCAGAUGUAAGAGGGCUCCACUUCAUCACAAGUUUUCCUCGUCCAUGUUGGCCAAGGUGCAAGGUAGUUUUAGCAAGAGGCUGGAUAUUAGCAAUACCUUUGAAAUUCUCUGCACUGAACCAUUGAUUAUACAUCUCAUGUUACCAUUUACAGUCAGAUACUAAAACCUAAUGGAUCAUUUUUCUUGGAAGCCAUUGCUCAUGUUUACCAUCACGCAGAGCUGCAGGAAGUUUGAGAUGUACAGUUUUAUAAUGGGAGCAACUAGGGGGAAUUGCAAGGUACUACAAUUGCUUUAAAUAUUUCUUGGCUUGGGUGAAGUAGUGGGGAUAGUUGGUGGUGGGAUCACACUAAUUUUGUUCAGCAUUUCAUAAUGGUCAACGUUAUGCAAGGACUGGCUGUAGAUUCCACUGUGGCUCCUGAUAUUCACUGACUUGGCCUCCUGUGUGAAGAAUAUAGAUUAUAAAUCCUUUCAUUGCUUUGAGAUUCUUGCCCCUUAGUGAAUAAGCACAACUAUGAGUAGUUUGGCCGGGAGAGAUAUCUGCAAAUCACUGUUUUAAAUUGCUGUGAAUAAGUCAAAAUAUCUCUAAACUUAAAAGGAGACCUGUUAUAUGGUUAGUUAGUGCUCACCAUCAAACCAGUGGGUUGUAAAGAUGAAUAAAGGAAAUUAAUUUACUGCACAUUUGCAGCACUUUUAAUCAGGAGCUGAAUUAAGACUCCUCCUCGGCUGAGAUACUGAGGCACUGAUUGAGAGCCUUGGAACGAAGAUGUAUGAAGGUACAGAAGGAAAAUUGUUUUAAAGUAAUAACCAUUCCGAGGGCUUGGAGCUUCCUUCUCGUUCUGGUGAAGGCUCCUUGUGUACACUGUUAGUGUGCAGCCUGAAAACCUUGGAUAAUGCAUUUGGAACCGUUUUAAAUAAAGUGUGGAUGUCGGUCACCAUUAUCAUUUGAUGGCUUUAUUGCUGCCUGAUCUCCUCCACCCCUACCCAAACCCAGAGUUUGUAUAAAGCUGGUAUUUGUACCUCCCUGAAGAGUUGUCUGCAGGCAGACAACAAACAGGGUCAGACCUCAUGACCUCUCACUUCGAUGUACUUUAACAAAGUGUUAGUUGAUCACUCAUUCUCAGCAUAGUAUCUCUGUUCAUUUGCUUCUGUAACAUUUUGAGACUCUGGUCAUUCGAGUUGGAGCAAGAUUUGUUUUAAAAUGGUCAAAAUCAAAUCUGUACAAUAUGGAUCCUAAGACACAUGAUAUCCAAAAUGAAUGCCGUGGACCACAAUGUUGAGGUAGGUUGAGAAAAAGCAGUAAAGUGCAAAAAUAUUCACCUUUUAAUGCAGCCUACCAAGAUUGAACUAAUUGAAAUUGUUCAGAUGGCUUUGAAUGAAGAAAAUCCACUUGGCUUCAUCCUGCUCGGAGUACCAAGUUAAUCAUCUUCAUGGCACAGUUGGGUCUGGACUCUCCCCAUCCAACAGUCUCUGUCCAGUCAUGGAAGUAUUUCUAUCCCUUGUUCAAAUGCUGCUGUGGGAAAUUUUAAGGUACUGACUUGGGUUUGCUUUCACUUUUUUAAAAAAGAAAGAAAGCUAGCAUGGGAUGAAGAUUGUUUGGAAAUAAUGCAAAGCCCUUGUCAAGUUGGCAGAAUGUUUUUAUCCCCAAGUUGCCUAAUUUUUCCCCCAACCCUUCUCCCACCAUUUCACUUCACAACAUCUGCAGUUGUGUAAUGCUGUCAAUUGGCCUUGUGUACCUCUGGGGGAGAAAUGUUACAUUUACUGCACUCUGCAUUAUUCCAUGAUGCUUGCAAAACAAUGACCUUUUUGAAAGUUCCACUCAACAUUGGCUCAGUUAGAGCUUAGACCCAUUCACAUCUUUAAAUCAUGACUAGGACAUAACUCAAAAUGAAGCAUGACAUGAUACCAUAAGAGAAAAAAUGCACUUUGAGCUUCUCUUAAUAUCUUAGUCAAAAUUAAAUAUUUAUUUUCAACUACAACAGUUGUGAUUGGAGAUUUCACUUUUAUACAUUGUUGAUAUUAUCUGAUGACUCAGUUAGUAAUGUAUUGGUGCCUGUAAUCAUCUCCAAGCAAAUCUUGUGCGUUGGUCAAUGGGGAGGUGGACAUUGAGCUGUCUUUCAUAUGGGAAUAUAAAGUUGCACAUUAAGCAGAUUUAACUUUUGGACACUUUUCCAUGCUGUGAGAGAAGUGGAGAGGUCAUGUCUGUGAAGGGCAAUUGGUCAUUGACCAUUGUUUCCAUGCCUUGCUCACUCAAGUUGUUGCAAAAUGUUGGUUCUUUGCAGAAUGUAAAAGCCAAUUUGCUGGUAUCCCACCACUAACUUCGGAAAAGUUUUGCUCUAUGCCAAAAUUGCUGUUACUUUGGAAAAGCAAAUGCCUGAAUACAAACCUCUCUGAAGUACCUUCCUGACCCUCGUUUCCACACACUAUCUCAUCCCUGUAGGAAUGUGAGGUCAAAUUCCAGAAUGUCCCUUGGAGUUUAUACCCUUCAGUGAUGUUGCACUGUUAAAAGGGCAUUUUGUAAGGCAGGGAUGGAACCAAUAUAGUGCGAUCUUUAUACAGUACUUGUAAUAGACCAGCUAUUGUACCUUUUGAUUGUGAGUGAGAAUUGCUGAAAAUUUUGUUUGUAUCCUCCAAUAUCACUGAGAACAACCAAUGUUACUUUGCUGCUAGAUUCUGCCACCAUAGUUACAAAGAGUAAAUUUCAGCAGAUUUUCCCCAGUAGGGUUAUGGAAUUGGGAAGUGGAACUAGACUGGCAAUACCCCUGAUUAUAGCAUUCCUCAUUUUCUGUUAACACACAUCAAAGUUGCUGGUGAACGCAGCAGACCUGGCAGCAUCUCUAGGAAGAGGUACAGUCGACGUUUUGGGCCGAGACCCUUCGUUCACCAGUAACUUUGUGUGUUGCUUGAAUUUCCAGCAUCUGCAGAAUUCCUCGUGUUCUCAUUUUCUGUUGAUUAGUUUUGCUCUAUGACCACCUCUCCAUUUUUUCCCAAAUGUUUGUUAUUUUAUUUAAAUAGUGAAGAAAUGAGAAAAUCCUAUUGGUCCCACCAAGCCUCAUUUUACUGUGGACUGAAUGCCAAUUUCUCCCAAUUUUGCCACCACUUCCCCCCUAGUGAAACCAGAUUCAUGAAAUAUUCAUCAGUGACCUAUGAAGAACAAGUAGAACACCCCUAAUAUUUUUCCCACCUUAAAAUGCCCAGCCUCCUUUGCACUUGAUGACAGCACAUUUUCUGUCAAUAGUUAAUGAGAGGCACCUCUGGUUCCUACACUUGUGGGUUAGAGCUCAGCUGAAAUUUGAGUAUUUCAGCCAAACGUCAGUACAUUUAUUUCUCCAUCCACUCCAUGGCAAUGUGUUUAUCCUACCACUGUGUCAUUGUGAUUAGCUAGUCAGGCACUCUUUUUCACACAGCAACACAAGUAGUCUGCACUGGCAUCAAAGUGAAAAUCCAGUACCCACUUUAGACUUGUGUGGCGAGUCCAUUAGCCACAGGAUUGGUUCUGGCCACCGAGAUUGAGCAAAACUAGACUGAGCAAGGUGUGGAGGUAACUUAUAGGAGUCAUUUUAAAAGUUACAGAGUCUGAAAAUGAUGGAAAAAAAUGUCAUCUUGUCUAAAUUAAACAUUUUAGAAAUCUUUUUCUAUUGAUUAGGAAACAUAAUUAAAGCAAUAUUCAAAUAGAUCGUGUCAUCAGGACUUCUGUAUUAGUGACACAAAUGAAAUCUCCAUUCGAGCACAGUGAUAAGGUGUUCAAUGCCUUGUACUUGGCAUGUUUAAAUGUUUAUUAAAAUAUAAUUG
This is a messenger RNA of Mobula hypostoma (lesser devil ray), 9342 nucleotides long. RefSeq names its product oxysterol-binding protein-related protein 6-like. The coding region runs from base 323 to 2977 and encodes 884 amino acids. Gene Ontology annotation, cellular component: intracellular membrane-bounded organelle; membrane; cytosol. NCBI's taxonomy places the organism in Eukaryota, Metazoa, Chordata, Chondrichthyes, Myliobatiformes, Myliobatidae. Gene Ontology annotation, molecular function: cholesterol binding. The transcript has 23 exons. The record is from RefSeq and is a predicted model, not a curated record.